AUGGCUUCACUCUCGAGGAGCUUCUCUUCCUCCUCGACAUCGAUUCCGGUCUUCCUCGCCCCAGCUUUUGCACGGCCAGCAGCAGUAACAGCAGCAGUAGCUCCGACAGCGAUCUUCUCGAGGACCUAUGCCAGCAAACCGAAACGCAACAAGGCGCACCAAGUAGGCCAAGCAGCAGGCGGCGAGAGGAACAAACAACGAGGAGUCUCGGCGAUCCGUCGAACGGGUCCCCGAACGACGCAGGGUCUAUGGAUGCAUCCUCUGCCCGUCCCCGUGGCAAGAGACCAUAGAGGAACGGACGCACAAUACGCAGGAUCGGACGACCACGGGCUAUGGGGGUUUUUCAACUCGGACAAGAAGCCCAUGCUCGCUCCAGACGUCGAGUCGAGUCACGGCCGCUCGUGGGCAUACUCGGAACUCGCGCAGAAAUCCUACGAGGAUCUACACAAGCUGUACUGGGUGUGCGUGAAGGAGCAAAACAUUGUCAUGACCCGGGAAAAAGAACGGAAGCGCCUGAGAGCAGGAUACGGUGUUGCUGAGCACGAGGAAAGAGUCAAAACAAUCCGCAACACAAUGUACCGCAUUCGAGAUGUUCUCGCUGAUCGACAGUUGUCAUGGGAAGAUGCGCGAAUGUUGUACGGCCAAGGAACGAACGUGGAAGAUAUGCUUGCACCGCCUCAGCAGCAGGAGACGGGAGACGAGAUGGCAGAGUUUGAAGAUUAUGACGAACCACUUCAGGACGUGGACGCUUCGUCAGUGGACGGUACUGGCAAGAAGCCGUUCCAUGAGCCUCGAUUAUGA
Messenger RNA from Exophiala spinifera, 801 nucleotides. RefSeq lists its product as uncharacterized. Bases 1 to 801 code for a protein of 266 amino acids. The record is from RefSeq and is a predicted model, not a curated record. Gene Ontology annotation, molecular function: structural constituent of ribosome. NCBI's taxonomy places the organism in Eukaryota, Fungi, Ascomycota, Eurotiomycetes, Chaetothyriales, Herpotrichiellaceae. The transcript has 3 exons. Gene Ontology annotation, biological process: mitochondrial translation. Gene Ontology annotation, cellular component: mitochondrial ribosome; mitochondrial large ribosomal subunit.